AUGCCGGGGAGACUGGACGGCUUCAUUGGCCUUCGGCUUUACUUCGACAUUGAGUGGGAGGGUCCCGUCCUCGACGGCUCCGGACGUCCCACCUCUACCGUCCAGCAGCAGAACGGCCGCAUCGUCUUCAACCUCUUCGAUGACGUUGUCCCCAAGACCGCCGCCAACUUCCGCGCUCUCUGCACCGGCGAGAAGGGAUUCGGCUACCAGGGCUCUUCCUUCCACCGCAUCAUCCCCGACUUCAUGCUCCAGGGUGGUGACUUCACCCGUGGCAACGGCACCGGUGGCAAGUCCAUCUACGGCGAGAAGUUCGCCGACGAGAACUUCCAGUUGAAGCACGACAAGCCCGGUCUGCUUUCCAUGGCCAACGCCGGCCCCAACACCAACGGCUCCCAGUUCUUCGUCACCACCGUCGUCACCUCGUGGCUCAACGGCCGCCACGUCGUCUUCGGCGAGGUUGCUGACCAGAGCGGCCUCAACAUCGUCAAGGCUCUCGAGGCUACCGGCUCCUCCAGCGGUGCCGUCAAGUACGGCAAGCGCCCCACCAUCGUCGCCUCUGGUGCGUUGUAA
Molecule: messenger RNA, 570 nt
Organism: Colletotrichum scovillei
Lineage: Eukaryota; Fungi; Ascomycota; Sordariomycetes; Glomerellales; Glomerellaceae
Product: cyclophilin type peptidyl-prolyl cis-trans isomerase/CLD
Exons: 4
Coding region: 1-570 (189 amino acids)
Biological process (GO): protein folding; protein peptidyl-prolyl isomerization
Molecular function (GO): peptidyl-prolyl cis-trans isomerase activity
Source: RefSeq, a predicted model, not a curated record